Rotaria socialis is the source of this 261-nucleotide messenger RNA. NCBI's taxonomy places the organism in Eukaryota, Metazoa, Rotifera, Eurotatoria, Philodinida, Philodinidae. The record is from the annotation of a GenBank genome assembly.
AUGAUACCAAAUAAUUUACUUCGGCCAGCAAAUUCUAGUAAAGAAAAUGUUCCACCACCUGGUCCUCAACAGUUGAUGCAACAAGUUGCACAGCUGCAACAGCAAAUUGCACAAUUGCAACAAAAAAGUGUACACCAGCAACAACAGUCUCAAACGCAGAUCGACAAUCUACAACAGCAGCAUCAACACCAAUUUAACAAUAUACAACAGAGACAACAACAUCAGCAAUUUACAGCAACAAAUCCUGACGAACAUAUUUGA